AUGGACCCAGAAGGUGGGGAUAUAAAACCUUCGCCCAAAAAAGCCUUGGCUAAUACUUCUGUUGUCGAGACGGGAUGGCAGAACUCACGCAGGCAGCAGCGACGACGGCAUCUUCGACGCUGUGACAUGCCUCCAAAGGCUGAAGAUGGGCACUGGAGCUCCCCGGAACUAAAUCGUUUUACUUCUACUAGCUCUACGCCUGAAGCAAGUGUCUUUUAG
Messenger RNA from Protopolystoma xenopodis, 219 nucleotides. The record is from the annotation of a GenBank genome assembly. NCBI's taxonomy places the organism in Eukaryota, Metazoa, Platyhelminthes, Monogenea, Polystomatidea, Polystomatidae.